Melampsora larici-populina 98AG31 is the source of this 1680-nucleotide messenger RNA. RefSeq lists its product as uncharacterized. Lineage: Eukaryota; Fungi; Basidiomycota; Pucciniomycetes; Pucciniales; Melampsoraceae. The record is from RefSeq and is a predicted model, not a curated record. The coding region runs from base 1 to 1680 and encodes 559 amino acids. The transcript has 10 exons.
AUGCUAGUCACUUGUGACUUCGAACGGAUGGCCCUGGAUCUACUGGAGCCCAUCAAACCGGGUGGACUGACUCUGAAGGACAAAUUUGAUGCUAUCAGUCGUUUAUUUCCCAAAGCCAAAGCCUGGAUUGACUGGUGGAAUACGGCGGACAUCCACGCCAUGCUGUUCUGCUCGCGAGAACGGUUACCGCUAGACGAUCUACCACUACCAGAUGAAUUACACAAUUACAAGCUUCCCGAUACUACUAACGGUCAAGAAUCCAGGCAUCAGCAAUACUAUAUUUUAACAUCCGGAAAUUGUACCAUUAUCCAGGGUUUUAUUCAGCCGUUACUCUUUGUGGAAUCUUUGAAGAAGGACUACCACCAACUCCUUCGUGGCAUUCCCGUGAAGUAUGGAUUGAAUUGGGAUUCAGUUGUUGAGACCAUGGGAUGGUCAAAAGAACGCACCCGCCGCCGUCCCAAGUUCAACAAUGAACAAGCCCCCAAUAUGACGGAAGCCCUUCUUGCCCAAGAAAGCCGGCCGACCAACAGGAUCCUUGAAUGUCAACCAAAACUCGCACUCUUCGUACCAAUCUUACUCGGCAAGCAACGAUCUUGCCUUUACACCUCUGUGGGUCGAAGGUACCAAGGGCAAGGGCAAGUAUAUCACAUCCAAACUCAUCCGGCAUUAUUCUUCGAGACUUUUGUCCGAGAUGCAUCGAUCCGCUCAUAUCAAAUCAGUACUGUCUCAAGGCCUUUGAUCCCUUCAUUCAGCUAUUCAAUCAGUAGUCCAGGUGGUGUACCUCCUUUGGCUGGACAACAUUUCUCUCAUAAGCUUAUCCGUGACUAUCAAUGCAGCCAAUAUGAUGGCUAUCAUCAAGAAUCGGACGGCCUUGAUAAUGUCACUGUCAAGGACUUUUCACUACCAGCGCGUGGUGCUGCCCAAGUUGCCUUGCCGACCAUCUUGAUCCGUCCAAACACGUCCCUUGGUUGUAUGAAAGGUCCUGUUUGGAUUUCUCCCCAUCACCUAUAUGGUGUUGCGGGCCUCAAACCCGACAAUCAGACCAGGUUCAUGGAUGAUGGACAGGCACAGCUACUUGGUUGCAAUCUGGACUUGAUGUCAGGAGCCCAACCAUCCACCAGUUGGCUCAUCUACCAACAAAAGCCUACCACUGAGGAACAGAAAAUCAUUGAUGCUGGCAUUGCAAAAAUCACCGCCAAGAACCCUGAUGCCCUUGGUGAUGUACCAUUUGUGUCAGCCAACGACUCAGAAGGCAUGCAAGAUCAGAUUGACGAGGACUCCCCUCCCUCCAAUGUAGCAUCAAUCGAGACGGGCCCAAUUAAUGCGGUGAAGCAAGCGUUCACCUCUUUAGCCAUCAAGACUGAAAAUGACUCACAGGCUACCAAGAUACCUGCGCCGCCUCCAAAUGCACCAGCAACAAACAAGGCCAGGAGAGCCUUUGUAUCGGCGGUCAAUACCGAAAUCCUUGAAUCAAGUCAACUUGUGGCUAAUUCACACCUUGACAACGGUUUUGAUGAUGAUCUUUCAGGUCAGGAGGAUCUAAAAGCCCUGUCUCCGCCAGCUAAUUCUUGGAUCAAUAACCCUCCUACUCAACGCAUAAAUCCUUCGGCCAGCAUCUCUGGCCCCGAGCCGAAAGAACCCAUCCAAGAAAGCAUCAAGCUCCGCUUCAGUAUCAAAUGA